This is a messenger RNA of Moneuplotes crassus, 614 nucleotides long. Lineage: Eukaryota; Ciliophora; Spirotrichea; Euplotida; Euplotidae. The record is from the annotation of a GenBank genome assembly.
AUGGAAAACCAUGAAGGCUCAAAAGGAACACUUGCAGCCCGUACGAAUAAAUUCAUGCUGCUAAUUGACACUCUCAUGUUCGUCACAGUCCUUGUCCUAUUAUUAGCCAGUAAAAACAAGAAAUGCGAGGCUAACUUGGGGGAUUUCAUGCUGACAUAUCUAAUCUUUAAAGGAAUUUUCUGUGUGUUUAGAGCAGUUAUUUGGGUAAUUGAUGAGAAAGUUUCUGAAGUAGGCACGAAUUGAUGGACUUGAUACUUAAUACUGUGGAUCCCAGCCAUGGGGACUUAUUAUGUACUCCAGUUGGUCGAUUUCUUUAGGAGUGACACGAAGGAUUGAUAUGAUCGUGUAAAGGUGAAAUGGGCAGGAGCCUUGAUUAUUACGAUUGAAGGGAUUAUCUGACUUUGCUUGAUAUUAGGCCUGAUAGUAGCUUUGGGAGUGUGGAUAGCAUGGUUGGUUAUUAAGACUUGAAAAGAUAAUUCGAAUGUGAAGGUGGAAAAGAAGAAGCAGAAACCUAAAAAGUAUCAUGCCCAAAUUAGUGCACAAAGUGUGAUAUCUACUCCUUCUCAAAGAAAUUGUAUCCCUUAAUUAGAAGAGGUCAGAUGUUGUAUUUUCAA